AAAAUGUCAAACAACAGAGUUCAGCACCUCUUAUUGAUUUAUUUUCAUUCUGCGCAAAUAAUAACAGAGUGGAAUUAAUAAAUAUUAUUAAUUGUCAUUUAAAACAAAUUGAACUAUUUAUACUGCAUUAAAUAUGGAAUAAUAGUGCCGUGGGGUAAAUAGAAGUGAGUGUUUAUAAUUUAUUAUAAAUGUUAAUAUUGGGAACACCUAUUGUUCCAUUGUGAGACAAGAUGUUUCCAAUUUUUUUUGUUAUCUUACAAAAGGGAUGGCAAUGAAUCCUCAUGGUUUAAACUGAACUAAAUAUAUAAAGAUUUUUACCAUAAAAAUGGGUGGACAAGUGAGUCAGGUGUUCCAAUCUGGUAGUGCUUUACUGACUAAUGGACAUGGUCACAAAAUUUCUGAUUCAACGAGACAAAAGGUGCAGACGAUUUUUGAUGCCCUUAGAGCCAAUCCCAAGAUUGGAGUGCAGAGACUAGAGGGAUUGUUACAGCAAUUACCAAGGAAUGAAAAUAUAUUAGCAAUUCACGAUGAGACUGGUUACAACUUGCUUCAAAAAUGUGUAGGAGCCAAUAAUGUUGAGUUGGUCCGCUGGCUUUUAGCCAGACACAGUGCCGCUGAUGUCAAUAGGUUUCCUUGCAGCUUGCCUCUUCAUAUAGCCUGCUUAAAGGGACAUGAUGAAUGUGUAGAGCUAUUGUUAAAGCAUGGUGCCAAAUCAGAUGUGGAGGUUAGAAUGUGUUGGCCAGGUCCUCACAGCAGUAACUGUGAAGAAAGGGGAAAAUAUUCAACUGCAGUCCAGCAUGAAGAGACCUGCAUAGAAAGAGAUAGUCGGGAACGGGCACCCAAUAAUAAACUGCAGUCAGCUUUAUACUAUGCCUUGGAUGGCGAUCAGGUUAACAUAUUAACGAUGUUGUCGCAGAGAGGAGAGGACCCAUGGAAUGGUAUAUUCCGUGCAAGAAAACCUUUACUACAUUCUGCCUGCGAGAGAGGAGCAUGGAAGUGUACAGAGUAUUUGAUACGAGAACGUUCAGAUGAGAUACACCUCCUCAAAGAUGAAUAUUAUCCUAUCCACUACGCGGUUUUGCAUGACAGCAAAUUUCUCGAACUCUUAAUAGAUCACGGAGCAGACACCACUGUUCGUACUUGCACUCAGCAGAUGACAUUGUUGCAUGUAGUACUGCUCGUGGCGCAUAAGUCAGCGGAAGAUACUAUAGCGACAAUUAGAUUAUUACUCGAUCAUGGCUGCAAAGAAUUAAUUAACACACCUGAUAGUCUGGGAAAUACUCCACUACAUGCUCUUAUAGUAAGAUACGCUUUAGAAGAAGCCCAAUAUGGUUAUGACAAAUGGAACAAAUGGAAUAAAUGGGACAUCCUUCACCUGGUAAGAUACUUAAUACAGAACGGCGCUAGACAAUCGAUAAACCACGCCGGAAAUUCUGCAGUGGCUUGCGUUUUAAGACAUGUUCGCGAUUGGGAUGUUUGUUAUGAAUUGCUCAAUAUGUUACUCAAUGAAGAUGGUGAUCCGAAUAUGGUCGGCCGAGAUGGAUCUGUACCUCUGAUGGUCUGCUUGGUACCUCUUAUAAAUAAAGAUCCUCUACACCAUUUUACCCAUAGUAUGAAGGUCUGUUAUUUAAAUUGCAUUAAAAUUCUUCUAAAACACGGGGCCAAUUCCAAUUGUAGCUACAGGGCUAAUCUGACUCCCCUACAUGUAUUAGUUUUUACUGUGUCAGAAAAUAUAACAUUAAAUUGCAACGUUCAGAAAAGGUUAAACUUUGAAUUUAUUAAAAAUUUGUUGAUACUAUUGUUAAACCACGAUCUAAAUCCCAAUGCGAGAGUUACUAGAAAAACAGAACACAUUUUCCAGAAAUGUAUGGAUAUGGUAUUGAAUGUUCGAGACUGUAUGGAUCUUCACUACGUGUAUGAUCUUACACUUACCCUCAUUCAAUUUGGAGCCAAUCCUGAUUUGAGCCUCAACAUGUCAGAAGCUAUCAGAAGGCAUCCGUUGCAUUCACAGAGUAUAUGGAAUACGAAAAACUAUAUUUUGUAUUAUUACAUAACAUUAAUAUCUAGAAAAGAGAAUCUCAUCACUGAUCCCCAUCUUAGUUUUGCUAAAAUUAUUUUGUUAUUUUACUGCGUUAUGCAGCACAAGCCUCUAUUUGAGUGCCUAAAGAUCUUAUACACUCAGCAAUUGAGUCUAGUACCCGGAAAAACGACUGAACCGCUAACUGCCAUCAUCAGAGACCUCUACAAGCGACCACGAACCCUCAAACAAAUUUGUCGAGUCAAAAUCCAUAAUUGCUUAGGACGUCGGCCAGGACUUUUCAUCAACAAACUAGAUUUGCCCAAUCAGCUCAAAGAUUAUUUGUUGAAUUUUCAAGUGUAAAUUUUAAGAAGGUAGAGAGACGGAGAGAGAAUGAGGACGUAAGAAAUAUAUCUUAUAAUUCUAUCACAAUCUUGUAUAUAAAAGCGUAUAACUUAAAAAUCGCGUUAAGUAUAUAGAGAUUUUGACAGAUACCUGUUGAUAUUUGGCAGUAUUUUAUUCUUUAAGAAAGUUGUUUACUUAGUAUAACAUUAAUACACAGAUAUUUUAUGCGUCAAUGGAGUAAAAGGAACU
Molecule: messenger RNA, 2611 nt
Organism: Diabrotica balteata
Lineage: Eukaryota; Metazoa; Arthropoda; Insecta; Coleoptera; Chrysomelidae
Source: the annotation of a GenBank genome assembly